GUGCCCAACUCGACAAAGUCAUUGAAAACCGAGCAGACAGAGAGAGUGUGGAUGCGUCUCAAGGGAAUGCAAACGUACAAAAUCACAUCUCAAAGAUUGAGAUGCCUGGUGAAGCAGCUGGAGAAAGGAGAGGUGAAUGUCCUUGACCUGAAGAAGAGUGUUGAGCAAGCAGCCUCUGUUCUGGAAGCAGUUUACACUGAUGAAACAAAACGGCUUCUAGACACUGAGGAUGAGCUCAGUGACAUCAAGGCUGACUCUGUUCCCUCGGAGGUCCGAGAUUGGCUCGCAUCAACCUUUACCAGAAAGAUGGGGGUGUCACGGCCACAGCGGCCAGAGGAAAAGACGCGGUUUCGUAGUAUUGUCCACGCUGUGCAAGCUGGCAUCUUUGUGGAGAGGAUGUACAGAAGGACAUCUAAUUUGGCUGGGCUGACGUAUUCGCAAGCAGUGAUGACUGCUCUGAAGGGUGUGGACAAGUGGUCUUUUGACGUCUUUGUGCUCCAUGAAGCUAGCGGGGAACAUGCACUCAAGUUCAUGGUCUAUGAGCUCCUCACCAGAUAUGACCUCAUCAAUCGCUUUCGGAUACCUGUGUCUUCCCUGGUCUCCUUUGUGGAGGCUUUGGAGGUGGGUUACAGCAAGCAUAAGAACCCUUACCACAAUUUGAUCCAUGCUGCUGAUGUCACGCAGACUGCACACUAUCUAAUGCUCAACACUGGUGUUAUGCACUGGCUCAAUGAGCUGGAGAUUUUAGCCAUGGUGUUUGCUGCAGCUAUUCAUGACUUUGAGCACACAGGGACGACCAACAACUUCCAUAUUCAGACCAGGUCAGAAGUGGCCAUUCUGUACAAUGACCGCUCUGUUCUUGAGAAUCACCAUGUGAGUGCUGCCUAUAAACUUAUGCAAGAGGAUGGGAUGAAUGUCCUCGUCAACCUGUCGAAAGACGACUGGCGUGAACUCCGUGCACUGGUUAUUGAGAUGGUCAUGAGUACAGAUAUGUCGUGCCACUUUCAGCAGAUCAAAACCAUGAGGAGUGCUUUGCAACAGUCAGACGGAGUGGAGAAGGCCAAGGCUCUCUCAUUGAUGCUUCAUGCUGCUGACAUCAGCCACCCAGCCAAGGACUGGCCUCUCCACUACCGCUGGACACAGGCACUCAUGGAGGAGUUUUUCAGACAGGGUGACAAGGAAGUGGAAUUGGGACUGCCCUUCUCGCCUCUCUGUGACCGCAAGACAACAAUGAUUGCUCAGUCGCAGAUAGGAUUCAUUGACUUCAUUGUUGAGCCGACAUUCUCUGUCCUGAUCGAUUCUACAGUGAAGGCAAUUUCUCCUCUAAUAGAGGAAGCUGUGAUGAUGUCAGGACGCUCAGGAGUGUCCAGCAUGACAGGCACAGGCUCUGUGACAGUAGUGGAGUCUGUACAGAGACACAGUGGAGGUGGAGCUCCAUUUGACUACUCCCUGCCCAGCAUAGACUUCAGACGGGUACGCAGCAACAUGGCUGACACCAUCCAGAACAACAAGGAGAGAUGGAAAGAGCUGGCCGAGCAAGGUAGCAAAACCUUGUAAUUCAGUCCAUCAUGCAUUUUGCAGACAUACUAAAUCCCAACCUGUUUAAUGUUUUAGGAGUUUAAAUAAAGC
Molecule: messenger RNA, 1629 nt
Organism: Esox lucius (northern pike)
Lineage: Eukaryota; Metazoa; Chordata; Actinopteri; Esociformes; Esocidae
Product: calcium/calmodulin-dependent 3',5'-cyclic nucleotide phosphodiesterase 1A
Exons: 14
Coding region: 52-1557 (501 amino acids)
Biological process (GO): signal transduction
Molecular function (GO): 3',5'-cyclic-nucleotide phosphodiesterase activity
Source: RefSeq, a predicted model, not a curated record